CCCUCUUGGCUGCGCGCCGGCGCCGCCUGGCGGGAGGAAGGGGAGGUGGCGGGCGCGUUUGCAGGAGGGGCGCACCUCUUCUCUCGCGUACCCCCUGGAAGGUAGACGGAGAAGGGGAGGCGGGCGGACUGGGUGGAGAGAGGAGCGCGCGAUCUAGCCGGCCUGGGGGAGGCAAUGUGGGGGCUGGUACACCCUGCCGUCUAGACAGUCCUAGCCGGGCAGGGGGCGUGUGCGCUCGGCACACCUGCGAGACCACAGAGCUCGGGGCCGGCACGUGUAGAGUGUAGACACGUCCGCUGCACCCGGCUUCUCGCUGCCUCUGGGGAGGGGGGGCGGGCAGGUGCGGCGGGCUGGCUAGUGGGGAGGGGGCGGCGGCCAUGGAGCGGGUGAACGACGCUUCCUGCGGCCCGUCCGGCUGCUACACCUACCAGGUGAGCAGGCACAGCACCGAAAUGCUGCACAACCUGAACCAGCAGCGCAAAAACGGCGGGCGCUUCUGCGACGUGCUCCUGCGGGUGGGAGACGAGAGCUUCCCCGCGCACCGCGCCGUGCUGGCCGCCUGCAGCGAGUACUUUGAAUCGGUGUUCAGUGCCCAGUUGGGCGACGGCGGAGCGGCGGACGGGGGUCCCGCCGACGUGGGAGGCGCGGCGGCGGCCCCAGGCGGCGGGGCCGCGGGCAGCCGGGAGCUGGAGAUGCAUACGAUCAGCUCCAAAGUGUUCGGGGACAUCCUGGACUUCGCCUACACUUCCCGCAUCGUGGUGCGCCUGGAGAGCUUCCCCGAGCUCAUGACGGCCGCCAAGUUCCUGCUGAUGAGGUCGGUCAUCGAGAUCUGCCAGGAAGUCAUCAAACAGUCCAACGUGCAGAUCCUGGUGCCCCCUGCGCGCGCUGACAUCAUGCUCUUCCGCCCGCCUGGAACCUCGGACUUGGGCUUCCCUUUGGACAUGACCAAUGGAGCGGCUUUGGCCGCCAACAGCAAUGGCAUCGCGGGCAGCAUGCAGCCCGAGGAGGAGGUGGCCCGGGCGGCAGGUGCAGCCAUUGCAAACCAAGCCUCUCUGCCUGUGUUACCAGGAGUGGACCGCUUGCCCAUGGUGGCUGGACCUUUGUCCCCCCAACUUCUGACUUCCCCAUUCCCCAAUGUGGCAUCCAAUACCCCUCCCCUGACUGGCAAGCGAGGCAGGGGCCGUCCCAGGAAGGCCAACCUGCUGGACUCCAUGUUCGGGUCCCCAGGGGGCCUAAGAGAGGCGGGCAUCCUUCCGUGUGGCCUGUGUGGGAAAGUGUUCACCGAUGCCACCCGGCUCCGGCAGCACGAGGCCCAGCACGGUGUCACCAGCCUCCAGCUGGGCUACAUUGACCUGCCUCCUCCGAGGCUGGGCGAGAACGGGCUGCCCAUCUCCGAGGACCCCGACGGCCCCCGCAAGAGGAGCCGGACCAGGAAGCAGGUAGCCUGCGAGAUCUGUGGCAAGAUCUUCCGCGACGUUUACCAUCUCAACCGACACAAGCUGUCCCACUCUGGGGAGAAGCCCUACUCCUGUCCCGUGUGCGGACUGCGCUUCAAGAGGAAAGACCGCAUGUCCUACCACGUGCGGUCCCAUGAUGGGUCCGUGGGCAAGCCUUACAUCUGCCAGAGCUGUGGGAAAGGCUUUUCCAGGCCUGAUCACUUGAACGGACAUAUCAAGCAGGUGCACACCUCUGAGCGGCCUCACAAGUGUCAGACCUGCAAUGCUUCCUUCGCCACCCGAGACCGUCUCCGCUCCCACCUGGCCUGUCACGAAGACAAGGUGCCUUGCCAGGUGUGUGGGAAGUACUUGCGGGCAGCGUACAUGGCGGAUCACCUGAAGAAGCACAGCGAGGGGCCCAGCAACUUCUGUAGCAUCUGUAACCGAGGUUUCUCCUCUGCCUCCUACUUAAAGGUCCAUGUUAAAACCCACCACGGUGUUCCCCUUCCCCAGGUCUCCAGGCACCCGGAGCCCAUCCCGAAUGGGGGAGCAGCGUUCCACUGCAUCAAGACCUAUGGCAACCAAGAAGGCCAGAAAUGCUCACAUCAGGAUCCGAUUGAGAGCUCCGACUCCUAUGGUGACCUCUCAGACGCCAGCGACCUGAAGACGCCUGAGAAGCAGAGCGCCAAUGGCUCUUUCUCCUGUGACAUGGCGGUCCCCAAAAACAAAAUCGAGUCGGACGGGGAGAAGAAGUACCCGUGCCCUGAAUGUGGGAGCUUCUUCCGCUCCAAAUCCUAUUUGAACAAACAUAUCCAGAAGGUGCACGUCCGGGCCCUUGGGGGCCCGCUGGGAGACCUGGGCCCGUCCCUGGGUUCGCCUUUCUCUCCCCAGCAGAACAUGUCUCUCUUGGAGUCCUUUGGAUUUCAGAUAGUUCAGUCGGCAUUUGCAUCAUCUCUAGUUGAUCCUGAGGUUGACCAGCAGCCCAUGGGGCCUGAGGGCAAAUGAAGAGACACGUGCCCUCCCACCACCAGAGACUGCCCUCUGGGGACUGCUGAGAAGUGCUGUGAAUGCGGAGGGCAGGGAUGUCUUUGGGUUCUGUAGCUGAGAGAUUUUUAUUCGUUUUUUAACACUCCCUAACCCUGUCAUCCUGCUGCCCUUUCUACUAGCCAGGUCCCCCCAAAAAUGGUCUUUAGAAUAUAGAUUCUCAUCUGAUGCCCUGUGGAAAUUAUCUGCGAGCCCAGUGUGUGAUGAGGGCAGAAAACACUACAUAGAUCUCUGCAGUCAACAUCAAUACCGGUUUCUGUGAUCAGUGGAAGCUGGAAUUGGUGGUGUCUCCCAAAACUGAACCCAACCCCAUGGCAUUCUGGGACCUCAGUGAUUUCGGUCCGUUUCCCCCUACCCCGCCACCCCCGCUACUUCUCUAAGGUCUUAACUCCUUUUUUUCCCUGCCCACAUCCCUCAAAAGAAACCAUGGUAGGAUUUCCACCCACUUACACAACGCUCACGCCCAACUGUUUUCAAAGAAAGCCGGAAACCUACAGCAGCUUGUGGACCAUGGGGUGAAGGCAUGUGUCCCCUGAGCUCUCAGCCCUUGGCCUGGAGGUUCCUACACUUUCCAGAGCCAAUAUUUUACCGCUAGGACUGAGCUCAACUGUUGGGGUCACCUCACCCUAAAUUCCAGUUCUUACAUGAAUCUAAUCAUUCAUCUUGCUGUUGGGUUUUAGUUCUCUAAUUAUUAUUAUUAUUGUUAUUCUUUUUUUAGGACCAGUUGUAGUGAAUUGCUACUGAAAGCUAUCCCAGGCGAUACAGAGCUCUUUGUAAACCGCAGUCACACGUUAGGGUUAGUGUUAAACCUUGUUUAGAUGUACCAUAAUUAACUUGGGCUAGUCAAUCGUUUUAAGUCUAUGGAAGAAAUAGUUUUAUGCAAAAUUUAAAAAAAGGAAAAAAAAAAGCAAGCCAGUCUCAUCAGGGAGGUAUGAGUUGGGAUGUGGCUGGGAACCUGGAAGGUGGGCGAGCCAGCAGGUGGGGACAUUGUAUACCUCGAUGUGUCACCUUUGAGCAAGCCCAGGUUGACUCUAUGAUGUGAAUUGAUCUGAUUAGACUAUUAAAAACAUUAGUACAUUA
Messenger RNA from Elephantulus edwardii (Cape elephant shrew), 3560 nucleotides. RefSeq names its product POZ (BTB) and AT hook containing zinc finger 1 (gene PATZ1). Gene Ontology annotation, cellular component: nucleus. Lineage: Eukaryota; Metazoa; Chordata; Mammalia; Macroscelidea; Macroscelididae. Gene Ontology annotation, molecular function: RNA polymerase II cis-regulatory region sequence-specific DNA binding; protein binding; DNA-binding transcription factor activity, RNA polymerase II-specific. The transcript is spliced from 5 exons. The record is from RefSeq and is a predicted model, not a curated record. The coding region runs from base 378 to 2441 and encodes 687 amino acids. Gene Ontology annotation, biological process: regulation of immune system process; regulation of cytokine production; negative regulation of transcription by RNA polymerase II.